CCGGAGCGUUUCCCUUGGAUACCACAACUUGACCAGACAGCUCGUGGAUGUUUUCUCUGCUAUCUUACCACCUCUCGAUGAUUUCAAGUUAACAAUUUAAAGAACAAAGUAAUAAGUUUUAGCUGAACUCAGUUUGAUGAAAACAAAGUUUGCAUUGUUUUUAAUGCAUGUAUAAAGGAAACAGUAAGAUUAGCCUUUCUAUGGAUUCACUUGAUGACCUCCGGCUCUCGGGUCCAGGUCCGUCCCUGUGGAGCCUCAUCUCUGAACAUGCCUCUGAGUCAGAGCUGCAGAAGAUCCGUGCAGCGCUCAGCCACCAUUUGGUUGACAAGUACAUCGAGCUGCACGCUGAAGUAGAGACGUAUCACAGGAUGUGGCAGGAGAGGAAACAAAUUGGUAACCAUGGCAGCAGGGCUGAAACCCCGCUCGCUGACCCCCCUGCUGUGAAGGAGCUGGUGAGAGCUGAGAUCAAGAUGUUACUGCAAAAUCUCAAGGAGAAAGCCAGCAGGGGUGGAAGCAGAGACGGCGAUGAGCUUCUGCUGCAGUACAAACCAGAGACUGUGCACUACGCCCUCAGUCACCAGGAGAUACGUUACAGCAGCUGUGGAAUCACUGAUAGUGUGAGAAGCAGGCCCAGCUCCUCUUGCUCAAUCCAGUCCAGAGCUGAAGAUGAGAUCGAAGCAAUUAGAGACAAGCUGAAGAUCACUGAGAUACACAGAGUUGUUGCACAGCUCAGGUCAGUCCUCCUGGCAGAAUGUGAUGCUUUAACUGCAACAAUUAAGCAUUUCAAGGGAAUGUUAAACCUAAACUCUGAGGAUGAAACCGGAAACUCAGAACCAUCACUCACAGAGCUGCGAGAACUCAGAGCAUCUCUACAAAUGGACCUGGCACUGCUACCUUCAGCAUAUGAGACUUCAUCAGCUCUUCCUAUAAAGGGGCUGAAAAACAGUUUCAGACGGUCAGCAGAACAAAGAUCCACUCAACUCCUCUCACCCCUAAGACCAGCCUCACCUUCUCUGUGCAAUCUGAAGCCCAAACCACCGAGUCCACCUCCUCCUGCCAAGGCCUCAUUAUCCAGACCUCAUAGUCAACAUAGGAUCAUCAAACCUCCCACCUUCAACAGGAUGGACCCUGCAGAGCAUGACCCAAAAAUCAGUAAAAGCCAUGUUUUUGCCACAGAGCAAGAUUGCCCCAGAACAUGCUUGAAUCUCCACAUCGAUCCGGAGAGGAACACCCCCUCCCCAGACAACCAUCGAUCAUCACAUAGGUCCACUCACAGACCUAGCACAGAUUUGUCACCAGGAAUGGAGAGAAAAGCCACUCCUGUGUCUGCCCCUGCUUUCAGUCACUUCUGUGAUGCAGGCAGCAAUGACACUGGCCGUUCUGUGUUGACAAAAGGCAAAUUAAAGGCACUAAAUGGGCAACAGAAUAGCAACAUUGGAGAAAACUCAGCGGAUGAUCCUGAAAAGAGCUCGGUGAUUUCUCAAACUUCUGCAGAACAUGGCAGAAAAAACCACAAGAGUGGGACAGAUGAGGAUAAAAUGAGUCACUUCAGAAUUAUCAACAAGACACAAUAUAGUCCAAAGAGCCACGGCUUAGUGGAUAAAAUGUCAUACCCUCCCAAAAGAAGUGAAUUACAGAGUAGCGACAUAUGCUUUCAGCCACAGUCCACUGGACUGACUGGGAUAUAUGUUACUUUACCAGGAAAACCACAGAGGAAGCUGAAAGAUCAGCCAAAAUAUGCUCAGGAGAAACAGAAUCAGUUCCAGUUUUCUAAUGUGUUUUACCAGUCCGUUGGUCCUGCAGCAAGGACGCAGACUUGAGGUCACAACUGAGAUUAGACCCAAGGGAGAGGCUGGUAGGUGAUAGAGAGCUUCCUUAUUCUGUUACUUUGUCUUUUUGUCAGAUGAUCAAGAGCAGCUAUUGCAUACGUGUGUGCACGUGUGUGUGCGUGUGUGUGUGUGUGUGUGUGUGUGUGUGUGUGUGUGUGUGUGUGUGUGUGUGUGUGUGUGUGUGUUUUAACUGUACAAUAAAAUCUGCUGGUGCUUUUGCAUUAAUAUAAGAAUUUUCUUUUAUUUGCUUAAAAUGUGUUCAAAUGAACAUGUUUUGUAAUGUUUCUGUUAUGUUUACUUCUGAUUUAGAUUAUUGGACACUCUAAAAAUAGUUAAAUUUUCUAUCUCUCUGCUUUAUGUCUAUUUAAGACAGUGAUUGUUUCAU
This is a messenger RNA of Nothobranchius furzeri (turquoise killifish), 2214 nucleotides long. RefSeq names its product coiled-coil domain containing 24 (gene ccdc24). NCBI's taxonomy places the organism in Eukaryota, Metazoa, Chordata, Actinopteri, Cyprinodontiformes, Nothobranchiidae. The record is from RefSeq and is a predicted model, not a curated record.